Molecule: messenger RNA, 2252 nt
Organism: Trichoderma virens Gv29-8
Lineage: Eukaryota; Fungi; Ascomycota; Sordariomycetes; Hypocreales; Hypocreaceae
Exons: 3
Coding region: 56-1795 (579 amino acids)
Biological process (GO): protein dephosphorylation
Molecular function (GO): protein serine/threonine phosphatase activity
Source: RefSeq, a predicted model, not a curated record
CGGACAAUCUUAACCAAGCAUCGCCGUUCCCACAAGUCAGCUCGUCGCCGCCCAGAUGCAUCGUGCCGCUGUCAGGGCGUUCCGGACAAGUCACCGCCCCAGCGUGCGAAGCCAAGUGCGGAACCAAGGACGACAUCACCUCAAUCAGAUUCGCCAGUCCAGCACCUCCCAUGUGCCUCUGAGAUCGUCCAUGUACUUCCGUCGUCUGCCCGUCGCGCUGGCCUCUGGUCUGAUCCUUGGAUACGGCGCCUGGCACUACAACGGCGCCGACUUUGUCCCCGGCAGCGCCGUCACUCGAAGCUUCACCAACACGCAGGCGGCCGAUGCCGCGCCGACGCGCACCGUCUUGGUUGUCGGAGCCGACGAGCUGAGACAGGGCACCAUCGUUGGCGAGGGGCCGCUGUACAAGUCGUCGACCGAGGACGGCCGCAGGAUCGUCGAGAUGCUGACGCCCGACCAGGCCACGGCCAAGCUGCGCCGCCAGGAACAGUCUUUUUAUGUCAAUCGCGGCCAGGGCGUCACGCGCUACGACCUUGUCCAGCUGGGGAGCAACGAUCCCAUUGAGGACGACCACGCCGAGAAGAUUGUCGAGGUGCCCAACCGGGCCGCCGAGGAGCAAGUUAGCAGCAGCGACUGGAUGUUCUGGGGAGUUUUCGAUGGUCACUCCGGCUGGACGACAUCAGCGACGUUGCGAGAAAGCCUCAUUAGCUACGUGGCUCGAGAAUUAAACAGUACCUACAAGGCCGCCUCCAACGCGGCACCGGCCCCCGAAGCCAUUGACUCGGCUAUCAAGGCCGGCUUCACCCGCCUCGACAAUGAGAUUGUCCAUAAAAGCGUCGAAAAGGUCUUCAAGGCUAGCUCCAAGGCCGUGGCUGCUGAGCUGCUGCAGCCUGCCUUGUCUGGCUCUUGCGCCUUGCUAUCCUUCUAUGACAGCAGGAGUAAAUUGCUGCGUGUUGCAUGCACAGGCGACUCUCGUGCCGUCUUAGGACGUCGAACAAAAUCCGGCAAAUGGAUAGCCACGGCUCUCUCCGAGGACCAGACAGGAGGCAACCCUAGUGAAGUUGCUCGCAUGCGCAUGGAGCAUCCCGGCGAGGAGCACGUCAUCCGAAAUGGCCGUGUCUUGGGUGGCCUGGAGCCAACCCGUGCCUUUGGUGAUGCCGUCUACAAAUGGAGCCGCGAUGUCGCUGGAAGACUCCGCGAGAACUUUUUCGGCCGGAGUCCCUCUCCCUUGCUAAAAACCCCUCCCUACGUCACAGCGGAACCCAUUGUCACAACGACCAAGAUCGAGCCUGAGAACGGCGACUUUGUUGUGCUUGCUACAGAUGGACUAUGGGAAAUGUUGACCAACGAGGAGGUUGUGGGCCUUGUGGGCCAGUGGAUCGAGACACAGAAGACGGGGAGGCCAAGCUCGCAGUUUGAUAGGGCAUGGUCCAAAGUCUUUGGCUCGCAGAGCAAGCCGCUUCCCGUAGAACAAGGCAGAGAAGCAAUUGGGUUUGAUGGAAAGACACCAAUUCGCGUUCAGCAGUGGGGAAUCGACCCCGAAGCAAGAGACCGCUUUGUCGUCAGAGACAAGAACGUUGCCACUCAUCUUGUCCGCAACGCUCUUGGCGGAGCCAAUGACGAGCAAGUUUGUGCUCUCCUAACUUUGCCAUCGCCCUUUUCAAGGCGAUAUCGCGAUGAUUUGACUGUUCAGGUCAUUUUCUUUGGUCAAGGUGACAAGACAAGCGACAAGACCGGUGAUGUCACAGUCAACUUAGAUGCAACAACAGAUCAAGACCCUAGAGCUAGGCUUUAGAAGUAUUGGCUUAAGUUUCUACCAUGAGCGGCGGUAACGGCAUUGCUAGCUGUACAAAUAUUUGGACGAUUGAAUGAACUAAGGUUGAUUUUCAAUUUCUUCGGUGCUCGGUGGCAGCAGCGAAUGAGAUAAACUUCAUCCGGCAAAGAAGACUACGAAGACAUUGAGCCCAGGGGAAGUACUUUCCACCAAAGGAUAUGUGUGCUCCCCCCAUUUGCUGCAUUCUUUUGCUACUUUUUUCUCGCAAACCGUUUGCUGCGGUGUAUUUGAGUAGGGCAGCGUUGUUGUAAGGCAUGGCGUACGGUUUCUAGAGAAGGGGGCAGGGUGAGGUGGUAAAGGGAAUGGAAAACUUGACGGUGUAGGAAGGGACGAUUUAUUGCUGGCGAUCCGAGACACGGUGUUGGGGAGUGUAUUAUUUGUUUGCUAUAGUAUCUAAUUGUUUAGUGAUUUUUCAUCG